Messenger RNA from Exophiala spinifera, 810 nucleotides. RefSeq lists its product as uncharacterized. The transcript has a single exon. Bases 1 to 810 code for a protein of 269 amino acids. The record is from RefSeq and is a predicted model, not a curated record. Lineage: Eukaryota; Fungi; Ascomycota; Eurotiomycetes; Chaetothyriales; Herpotrichiellaceae.
AUGCUUCCGGAACUCCCUGAAUACGUCGCGUUGAGCCACCGCUGGGGCAAAAUUAUGCCGCUCACCCUCAGGAAAAACGAUGUGGAGACAUUUAAGUCAGGCAUGCCGUUGUCCAAACUGCCAAAACGCUUUCAGGAUGCGGUGGAAAUCGCUCGCUGGAUGGAUAUCGACUAUAUCUGGAUUGAUUCUCUCUGUAUUAUUCAAGAUUCGGACGCGGAUUGGUCGUCUGAAUCUAGCAAGAUGGGAGAUAUAUACGCCAACUCGUACUGCAAUAUUGCUGCCCCUGGUGAUGAUUCACAAAAAGGCUGCUUCGCAGACAGGCCGAUAGAGAUGCUGGAACCCUCUUCGGUCUCCGAACCAGGUUUCGGCGACGUUGAGAAGACGCAUAUCCUUGGUUAUAGUGAUUUCUGGUCCAAUAGCCUUCUUGACAUGCCUCUGCACAGACGAGUGUGGGUCGUUCAAGAACAAGUGCUCAGCCCUCGUACAGUUCAUUUCGGACAGGACCAAAUCUUUUGGGAAUGCCGCGAGACGAAGGCCUGCGAAGCUUAUCCUCAUGGGAUACCAGAAGCAUUUUGUAACUGGAGGACACGGGACUGGGGUAAGCUGGAUGAAGAGGUCAUAUCCAGCCGUACACACCCGGAAGACGCAAGAGUGCAACCACAACCACAGCUUCUGCAGAGACUUUACGCCUUUCUGACGAGCCCACUGCGUUUGUUGUGCAAAAGCACAGCCACCCCACAAACACCCAUGACCUACGGACUCUGGGGUAAGACCUUUGGACGCUACAGGAAAUUUAAGCUAACGUGUUAA